This is a messenger RNA of Rhodotorula toruloides NP11, 2751 nucleotides long. Its product is annotated as Rab GTPase activator. The record is from RefSeq and is a predicted model, not a curated record. Lineage: Eukaryota; Fungi; Basidiomycota; Microbotryomycetes; Sporidiobolales; Sporidiobolaceae. The transcript has 9 exons. Bases 1 to 2751 code for a protein of 916 amino acids.
AUGGCCCGCUCAAAAGGACGCAAGAACGCAUAUCAGUCUACCCAAUCCGGCACAGCUUCGCCCGACCCCUCCCCGUCCUCUCAUCAAGCCACUCCGAACGAAGGAGCUGACCGUCCUGCCUCACCCACGCCCUCGAACGCGACCACCGCAGACGAGGACGACAUGGACGACUUUGAGGACGCGCAGGGAGGAGAAGCGGCUGGCAGAGCGGGAGGGAGCGACGAGGGAGACGAGGACCCGGAAGACGGCCAGGUGGGGAACACUCGCGACGACGGCGCGCGGGACGGUCGGGAGGGUGCGGAUGGGGCGAGUGAUGACGUGAAUGGCGCAAGUGCGGAACAGGGAGACGCCGACGAGGACGCCCAUCUCGCCGUCGACGGCGGCCGGUCCGGAGACGGCGACGGCGACGGCGACGACAGCGGCCGCUCUUCGCCCGACCGCGCACCGACGCCGACGCUCUCUUCGACGAACCCGUCCUCUGCGACGGGAACGACUGCCGGACGCACCUCGUCACCGCCGUCGUCUCGCCCGACUUCGGUCGCUUCGUCGUCUGGCAUCGACGGGUUGAGGCAAGGCGCCAACAGGCUCUCGCUCGCUCUCUCGGACGACAGUCCAGGCGAGCGAGACGAUGCAGACGUCGACACCGACUCGCCUUCGAAGCGCCCCCUCUCCCUCUCCUCCGCUCCGGAAACGCCAACUUCACCCUCCGGUUCCUCCUCUUCCGCCCCUCCACCCCCCUCACUCCCGCGCGCCCGUUCCUCGCUCCUCGCUUCCUCUCUCUCCGGUCCCGCUCAAGACCCCACGAACGUCGGCCGCGACGCGAGCGCCAGCCUGACACAAGCUGUGUGGAGGCAGAGUCUCGGGUUGAACGCGAGUCCGGGAUCGAACGGGUUGGUGAAUGUUGUUUUGAGUGAUAAUGAGGAGGAGGUCGAGGGGGAGGAGGAGGGGCCGAGUACGCCGAGAAGGAGGGGGGCGAACGGGUCGCCUGGAAAACGGAGAUCGGUCUUGUCUUCUUCAGCGGGCGACGACGACUCGCAUUACGGCGACGAAGACCUCGACCUCGACGCCGAAGCGGACGAAUCACGCGACUCGUUCCCCUCCCCUUCUUCCUCGCACUCUCCCUCCAAAUUCACCUCGACCGCGAACCCUCGUUUCCCCCGAACAUCCGCCCACCUCAUGCCUUCCUCUCCCUCGCGCGACAGACAAGGCAGCAUCGCCACUCCGCAUGCAGCAGACGGGUUCAUCUCUCACCGCGCGUCAACAAACAUCUCCUCCUCCUCCACCUCCGCCGCAAGUCCGGAUUUACAGCCCAAAGCGAGUAACGGGAUCCAGAAGUUGCAGAAUCAGUUCUUAAGGGUCAAGGAGGCGGAGGGCGCGCAAGGGGAGGGAGCGGGAGCGGAGGCGAUUGAUUGGGACUUUUGGGGGAGGGUCAUGAAUGACUAUGAGGAGGUUGCGAGGACUCAGCCCCGCGAGCUGUCCAGAGCGAUUCAGCGCGGGAUCCCUCCUGCACUACGAGGAAUGGUGUGGCAACUCAUGGCCGCCGCCAAAGACGAGAACCUCGAAUUCGUCUACUCGGAACUCCUCAAACAGUCGUCCCCGCACGAGAAGAGUAUCGCGAGGGACUUGAGUCGGACGUUUCCCAAGCAUGAGUAUUUCAGUGAUGCGCAGGGAGUGGGGCAGGAGAAUUUGUUCAACGUCGUCAAGGCAUAUUCGCUCUACGAUGACGAGGUGGGCUACACCCAGGGCCUGCAGUUCAUCGUCGGACCUUUACUCCUCAACAUGCCCGACGAAGAAGCCUUCUGCGUCCUCGUCCGACUCAUGAAAGCCUACGACCUCCGCUCGCACUACACGCCCAACAUGCCCGGUCUCCAACUACGCCUCUUCCAGUUCGACCGACUCGUCGAGGAGUUGCUGCCGAGCGUGUUCUUGCAUCUGCUGAGGCAGGGCGUCAAGAGCAGUAUGUAUGCGAGUCAGUGGUUCUUGACGUUGUUUGGCUAUCGUUUCCCCCUCGAACUCGUCUCCUCCGUCUUCGACCUCGUCUUCGCCGAAGGAGUCGAAGCCGUCUUCCGCUUCGCCAUCGCCCUCCUCAAGCGUAGCGAGCCCUACCUCCUCACACUCGAAUUCGAGGACUUGAUUGAUUUCCUCAAGAAUGGGCUGUUUGAGGUUUAUGCGCCCGAUGAGGGGGAGCUCGAGCGGGAUCCGCAGGCGCAGUACAAGGUACACGAGUUCGUCCGCGAGGCGUUGCAGGUCCGGAUAACGCCGAUGAUGCUGGACCAAUUCGGCGAGGAAUGGGCCAACCUCUGCGCCGCCCAAACCGCGCACGCCGCCGAACUCGACUCGCUCCGCAAAGCCAACCUCCAGCUCUCCAUCCAAGUUCGGCAGCUCGAGACGAGUCUCGCGCAGAUCAACCAGGAACACUGCGAGUUGGUCAAGCAGGUUGUGGCGUCGAGAUUGGAGAGGGAGGAGUUGGAGGAUGAGUUGGUCAAAUACAAGCUCGCAUAUGCCGACUUAUCGCAUCUCGCCGCCGCCUCUCAAGCCUCGACCUCCCCUCUGCAAAUGCGCCGUCAAAGCGAGAUGAGCAUCUCGUCCUCGCUCUCGCUCGACCCGCGCGAAGCCGAGGAAGACACCUCUUCCCGAGGCGGAGGAAGCGCGCGAGGCAGCAUCGGCGGCGGGUUUGGGUUGGGCGGAGGAAGGUGGUUCUCGGGUUCUAGCUCGGCGAUGAGCCAGAACGGGAGUAGUCAGGGGUACUGA